GUCAGGAAACCCACUCUAACCACCGCUGUUCCGCGAAGGUCACAUCUAAUGCAUGGGCUUGAAAUAUGGAAACAAACCCCUUCCCCACCACUCCCUGCGCACCCGCAAAAACGAACUUUAUAUAAAGACCAUUUGCUUAUGUCCAUUCCCAAACCUCUUUUGCAGCAUACGAGGGAAAAAGAACUUCAGAAAAGCAAUUUCUUCUAAAUGGGCUCUGAUCACUCCGGCAUCAACAAGUGCUUGUUACAAAGCGAGGCUCUACAGAAGUACAUUUUUGAGACGAAUGUCUAUCCAAGAGAGCAUAAGCUACUCAAGGAAUUGAGAGAAGAAACAGAAGCUAAGAUUCCUGGCAGGGCUUUGAUGAGUGUGCCACCUGAUGAAGGGCAACUUCUUUCUAUACUGAUCAAGGUGAUGAACGCCAAAAAAACCAUAGAGCUUGGUGUUUUUACUGGUUACUCCCUCCUGACUACGGCAUUGGCCUUACCCAAAGAUGGAAAGAUAACGGCGAUCGAUAUCGAUAGAUCAUACUAUGAGAUUGGCUUACCUUUCAUCCAGAAAGCUGGAGUGGAGAACAAGAUUGAAUUCGUUGAGUCUGAAGCUCUUCCUGCCCUUGACAAAUUGGUUGAGGAGGCAAAGGAAGAUGAUCUAUUUGAUUUUGCAUUUGUGGAUGCUGACAAGAUUAACUACCACAAAUACCAUGAAAGGUUGCUGAAGCUCGUCAAAGUUAAUGGUCUGAUUCUGUAUGAUAACACGCUCUGGUUCGGAACCGUUACCGGCUCACCGGACCCGAAGUAUCCAGAAUGGAUCAACCAUAGCCUGGAGAGCGUCAUCCGGCUAAACAAGGAGCUGGCGGCUGAUCCGAGGGUUGAGCUGGCGCAGGUCUGCAUUGGUGAUGGACUCACAAUUUGCAGGCGCCUAGGUUGAGCUAAUGUUAGGGGAAAUGAAAGUGCGGCAUUUAUUGCUUGUUGAUUUGUUGUUGUCUUUUCGUAGUCUGGAGAAUAACUGAUGAAAAUUUAUAUCAGAUGUCCAAUAACAGGGGCUUAUGUGGCGAUUUGGGCCCAUUGACAUAUACGGUUCGGGCCCAGGUUGCCACAUGGCAACCUGUUAUUGGACUCUUGAUGCAAAUUUGCAUCAGAUGUUCUGAUACAAUAAUUUUUCCCAAUAACGUUUGCUUGCUUCAAUAACAGUUCACGACAUUGGUGUUGUUGAUGACUUGUGUUGGUCUACAUGUUAUCUUUUGCCUAAGGGGUUGUUUGCUUGAUGCCAGUUACAACUAAUGUGCUCUAAUCUCCUCAAGUUCAUUGAGUUGCAAUAAUCUUUUCUCACCAGCAUCUU
Phalaenopsis equestris is the source of this 1335-nucleotide messenger RNA. Its product is annotated as putative caffeoyl-CoA O-methyltransferase At1g67980. Bases 208 to 924 code for a protein of 238 amino acids. Gene Ontology annotation, molecular function: O-methyltransferase activity; S-adenosylmethionine-dependent methyltransferase activity. NCBI's taxonomy places the organism in Eukaryota, Viridiplantae, Streptophyta, Magnoliopsida, Asparagales, Orchidaceae. The transcript is spliced from 5 exons. The record is from RefSeq and is a predicted model, not a curated record.